Molecule: messenger RNA, 324 nt
Organism: Lathyrus sativus (Indian pea)
Lineage: Eukaryota; Viridiplantae; Streptophyta; Magnoliopsida; Fabales; Fabaceae
Source: the annotation of a GenBank genome assembly
AUGAUGCAGAAAGCUAAGGUUACUUGGUUGCAAAUGGGAGAUAAUAAUAAUGCAUACUUUCUUGCUUCUGUGAAGGGAAAAAAUAAGCAAAAAGGGUUGUAUAAUAUGGUUUCUCUGAAUGGUGAGUUACUUAGCAAUCAAGAAGAUAUUGAAAAGAAGAUUGUUGACUUUUAUAGCAAGCUGGUAGGUACUAAUUCCUCUAACUUAAAAGGAAUUGAUGUUCCUACUGUGAUAAAAGGUAAGACAUUACCUAAGGAGGAUGCCCAACAGCUUAUCAGCCCUGUUGAUGAUAAUGAAAUUUGGAAGGCCCUUACUAGCAUAUGA